Molecule: messenger RNA, 2606 nt
Organism: Myotis myotis
Lineage: Eukaryota; Metazoa; Chordata; Mammalia; Chiroptera; Vespertilionidae
Gene: SLC27A5
Product: solute carrier family 27 member 5
Exons: 10
Coding region: 7-2160 (717 amino acids)
Biological process (GO): ketone body biosynthetic process; long-chain fatty acid import across plasma membrane; triglyceride mobilization
Cellular component (GO): endoplasmic reticulum membrane; endoplasmic reticulum
Molecular function (GO): long-chain fatty acid-CoA ligase activity; long-chain fatty acid transmembrane transporter activity; fatty acid transmembrane transporter activity
Source: RefSeq, a predicted model, not a curated record
GCCCCGAUGCCACCUGAACCCCCGCCAGGGGCCAGAGGUCUCCCCGCGGCCCGCGCUCCGCUCGGAGGACAGACAGCGGGUGCCAUGGGCGCGGGACGCCGGUCGCUGCUGCUGCUGCCGCCGCUGCUGCUGCUCCUGCGGGGCGCGGAGCUGCCCGCCUGGCCCAUGGCCGCGGCCCCCGCGCUGCGCUGGCUCCUGGGCGACCCGGCCUGCUGCGCGCUGGUCGGCCUGGCGGCGCUGGCGCGGCCCUGGCUCCGGCCCUGGAUGCCGCCAUGGCUGAGCCUGGCGGCCGCGGCCCUAGCACUGGCCCUGCUGCCGCCCCGGCCGCCCCCCGCGCUGCGCUGGCUGCCCGCGGACCUGGCCUUCGUGGCUGGCAUCCUUCGCGCGGGCCUGGCCAUCCGCGCGCGCUUCCGCCGCGCGCCCCCCGACACCUUCGUGGACGCCUUCGAGCGGCGCGCGCGGGCGCAGCCGGGCCACGCGCCCCUGGUGUGGACUGGCCCCGGGGCCCGCGCGGUCACCUACGCGGAGCUGGACGCCCGGGCCUGCCGCGCGGCGUGGGCCCUGAAGGCGGAGCUGGUCGACCCCGAGGGCGCGGGGCCCCGGGAGCCCGCCGCCCUGCUGAUGCCGGCGGCGCAGGCCGUCCCCGCGCUGGGCCUGUGGCUGGGGCUGGCCAAGCUGGGCUGCCCGGUGGCCUGGAUCAACCCGCACGUCCGCGGGGCGCCCCUGGCGCACUCGGUGCUGAGCUCCGGGGCGCGGGUGCUGCUGGUGGACCCUGACCUCCGCGAGAACCUGGAGGAGAUCCUCCCGCAGCUGCAGGCGGAGCACGUGCGCUGCUUCUACCUCGGCCUCACCUCCCCGACGCCGGGGGUGGAGGCGCUGGAGCCCGCCCUGGACGCCGCGCCCCCGGGCCCCGUGCCCGCUGACCUGCGCGCGGGCAUCACACGGAAGAGCCCUGCCCUGUUCAUCUACACCUCGGGGACCACCGGGCUCCCGAAGCCGGCCAUCCUCACGCACGAGCGGGUGCUGCAGAUGAGCAGGAUGCUGGCCCUGAGCGGGGUCACAGCUGACGAUGUGGUCUACUCUGUCCUGCCCCUGUACCACGCGAUGGGCCUGGUCCUCGGGGUACUCGGCUGCCUGGAGCUCGGAGCCACCUGUGUCCUGGCCCCCAAGUUCUCCGCCUCCUGCUUCUGGGAGGACUGUCGGCGGCAGGGAGUGACCGUGAUCCAGUAUGUGGGCGAGGUACUGCGGUACCUGUGCAACGCUCCCCAGCGACCCGAGGACCGGACGCAUACCGUCCGCCUGGCGAUGGGCAACGGGCUCCGCGCGGACGUGUGGGAGGCCUUCCAGCGACGCUUCGGCCCCAUUCGGAUCUUUGAGGUCUACGGCUCCACGGAAGGCAACGCCGGCUUCGUCAACUACCCCGGGCGCCGCGGGGCAGUGGGCAAGACGAGCUGCAUCCUCCGGGCGCUGUCCCCCUUCGAGCUCGUGCAGUUCGACACGGAGGCGGCGGAGCCCGUGCGGGACAGAGCAGGCCUCUGCGUGCCCGUGGGGCCAGGGGAGCCCGGGCUGCUGCUGACCCGGGUGCUGGGCCGCAACCCCUUCCUGGGCUACCGCGGGCCCCGGGAGCUGUCGGAACGGAAGCUGGUGCGGAAGGUGCGGCGCGCGGACGACAUUUACUACAACACCGGGGACGUGUUGUCCAUGGACCGCGAAGGCUUCCUCUACUUCCACGACCGCCUCGGGGACACCUACCGAUGGAAGGGUGAGAACGUGUCCACGCGGGAGGUGGAGGGCGUGUUGUCACUCGUGGACUUCCUGCAGCAGGUGAACGUCUACGGCGUGUCCGUGCCAGGGUGUGAGGGCAAGGUGGGCAUGGCCGCUGUGCAGCUGGCCCCCGGCCGGGCCUUCGACGGGCAGAAGCUGUACCAGCACGUCCGCACGUGGCUCCCGGCCUACGCCGUCCCCCAUUUCAUCCGCAUCCAGGACGCCCUGGAGAUCACCAACACCUUCAAACUGGUCAAGUCCCGGCUGGUGCGCGAGGGCUUCGACGUGGGCGCCAUUGCGGACGCGCUGUUCGUGCUGGACGGCCAGGCCCAGACCUUCCGGCCGCUGACACAGGACACGUACCGGGCCGUGUGCGAGGGCACCUGGAAACUCUGAACCGCUGGCCGGCGGACGGGCACGUGAAGGGGCCAGGCCAACGCUGACCGCUGUCGAAAAGCAAUAAAAAACGGGAGCACUUUGCCAUCGAGCUGCCGCUGCAAUGCCAGAGGAGCCACCGUGCAGGUCUCACGUCUCAAGCCUUUUGACUGUGAAGACGGGGCCUAAUCGACCUUGUGUCCUGAAGAUCUGUUUGCAGGAAUAACAAGAAAGCAUUAGGACCAGUGGACUGGUGGCUACAGAGCUGAAAAAUGAAAAACAAUAGCACUGCCUUCCGUCUAUGGAUGUAACUGCGCCCCUGCCCUUUCCCGUGAAUGUCCCUGGCCUCUGUCUCCUGAUCAGAACACUACUGGGCGUCUGCCUGAGUCAGUACUUCAGGAAUAGUUAUCCCCUCCCCCCCACCUGCCUAAUUUUCAAAUAAACGCUAGUUUCUUCUCGCUUUGGAA